This is a messenger RNA of Papilio polytes (common Mormon), 2853 nucleotides long. Its product is annotated as ankyrin repeat domain-containing protein 11. Lineage: Eukaryota; Metazoa; Arthropoda; Insecta; Lepidoptera; Papilionidae. The coding region runs from base 715 to 2406 and encodes 563 amino acids. Gene Ontology annotation, cellular component: nucleoplasm. The transcript is spliced from 13 exons. The record is from RefSeq and is a predicted model, not a curated record.
UAGGGGCAAUGCUGAAACCAGUUUUGGGUAUUUCAUUGUUCUCCGGUACUUCACUUAGCGGUAUAACGGUACCGAACCUUAGUGGCGUAGUGGUUGGGUUAUGUAGUAGUUAGUUCUUGUUCGAUUUUUCAGUAGGAAAGUUGAAGUUACAUUUUUGUCUAAAGUGAAAUGUAAAGUAGGAUUUGUCCCAGAGCAAACAGAAGCCAAAUAACACCACAUGCUUUCUAACGCGCAUCUCUGAACUCUACCAAUAGCGUUGGUUGCUGUGUUUAUAGUUGUGUUGAGUUGUAAAGUUAAGUGCAGAGCUAGUUACGUUAGUAAUUUUCUAGAUUACUGACUUGUAGUUAAUGACAUGGAUACGAAUUUGGGAUAAUUAAUUACUUUUCAAUAAUACGGUGUUUGGCAGUAGUUAUUGUAAUCCGGUGCAAUUUUCGCGCAUAGUUUUAGUCGGCGUAGUUAUUUUCUGCUGUCUGUUUUGGAUUUGGAUAAACCUAAAUUAAUAAAGCUUGAAUAUUUAAUCAAGCUGUUCUGUUCUGGGCACUCGUUCAAGAUAUUGUGUGACAUAAUCCUGUUCGGAAAACAAAAGUUCAAAGUGUUUUCUGUAAAGUUUAAAAAGAUCACCCAAACACUUUCCACAUUGGAUGAACAAGGGAUGAACUACAUCAGGAAGAUUGAAAGUGACAUUAAGAACAACUUCAGCGAUAAAAAGGCACUAUGGAAGGGCUAGCAUCGGCUGAUCAUUUUGAUAACAAGGAAGUUUGUCAAGAAAAAAUCAACAAUGUUGAAGAAAAGGCCCAGGUGACAAAUGAUAAUGAGCCUACAUCUGGCUCUAAACGGAACUACGCUGACGGGCAGUUGAACGCCGAGAACAACGAUGAUGAUGUCACCAAGAAAAAGAAGAGAAAGGAAGAAGAUAAGGAGCCAAUGUCGAAGCCCGCAGCUGCAGCACGCGGUGGACCCGGACGGGCUCCGAGUGGCACCAAGCCGCCCGGGCCGGCAAGCAAGACGGGCGUGGCUCCGCUGGGCAAGAGCGGUGGCAAGGGCUCCUCUAAGACACAGUCCGGAAAGGGCGCAGGAGGAAAAGUAAACAAUCAACUGCAUCAAAAAGGCGGGAAAUCGCAAUCUACGAACAAGCAAGAUAGGAAGAGUCCCGUGCAAAAUCAGAAAUCGGGUCAAGCUAAAGAGAUUGGUGAUGGAGAGUCCGAGGAAGUGAGGUCGGAGUCAGGGCCUAAGGUGCCGCCACUGAAGAUCGUCAUCCCAGGUGGCGCUGGCGGCUCCGGUGGCAGGAGUGAACAGGAAGAAGGCGGUACAGGUCAAAGGGGUAGCGGCAAGGGGCGCGGGGGAGGGACGUUGCCGUACGUCAUCCCCUGCACCACUAACGACGCGGGGCAAACAUCUGACAGCUCAGACGGUAACAGCGAUGAUAAACGUCUCAGUGAAUGUGGAAAGACUGGCCAACGGGUGCUGCGCUCUCACAGGACCAACGACGACAAGGAUAAAGGUAGAACAUCUCCGCAUACUGGCGCUGAAACUAGGGGACAAGCUCUCAGUCUAAACAAGAGCCCACCUCAGGGAUCUGGCAAAAAAAAUUUUCAGGAUCACCAUCACGACCACCACUCCAGCCGAGAGACUUCAGAGUUGCAUCCGAGGAAGCGUAAAAUCAAGACAUCGAAGGACAGCCAUCGUGAAUCGAGACACGAAACAAUCCAGGAUACCAGCGUCAUAUUGGCGAUCAUAAACUCCAACCCUUACCAGAUGCAUUUACAGAUCCGUAAACAGGUAGAGCAACGUCAAAAGUGCCUGUUCCCAGUAAAGCCAAAGCCACCGAAGGACUUCCACAAGUACCUGAUGAACCGCUGCACCUACACUCUGCAAGCAAAUGUCAACCCUCCAGCUAUAGAAAUACCGCCCAAUCUAUCGCAGCAGAUGGUAGAGGAAUUCAAACGACAGGAACAAGAAAGGGCACAUUUACGUAUGCAGCAUCUUGUUGAAAAAGAGAAGUUAGUAUUGUCUGUUGAACAAGAGAUAUUGAGAGUCCACGGACGAGCGGAACGCGCUGUCGCCAACCAGGCUUUGCCAUAUUCAGUAUGUACAGUUCUUCGUGAUAAGGAAGUAUGCAAUCUGCUUGCACCAGAACAAGAGGAGAAGCGUAAUGCACAACGUUCCAGAUGCAACGGACGACAGAUUAACUCCUGGCUGCAAGAAGUCGAUGAUAAAUGGGAAAAAAUCAAAGAGGUAAUGCUUCGCCGUCAGAAUAUGGAGGCAGAAACUCUACACGCCUCUCAAAUAAUGGAAUGGGAGUGGAAAUUAAAAGAUUCCGGCCUCUGCGAGUUCAACACGAACCCCAAGAUAGAAAACGUCCACGUCCCUCAGAUUCACGUAUCGAAUUUUGAUUUGCGCGCUUAAGUAGCUAUUUCAGAAUUAAUUUAUACUUGUGUCCGUCUCACCAAUAAGGUGGUUUAACCAUAAAAGGGGUGUGACCAAUAUCAACAUAUUACACAUAUUCAAUUACACUUUACAUUAACAAAUUUUCCUAAACAUACUCUUUACUAAUCAAAACUAACACUUCGAAUUGAUUGGAAUAUACUAUCAUGACACAAUUCUGUUUAUUAAAAUAUUACAAUUAAAAAAAAACAUAUUGCUUUAAAAGUAUUAGUAUUUUUGACCGACUUCCCAAAAGAAGGGGGUACUCAAUUCGUCUGUAUGUUUUUUUUUAUAUGUGUGUUAUCAAAUGUCUUAAUAUAGGGUUAUCGGCACAAUUAUUUUUUUUACGCCCCAGUAUACUUUAUUUUUUUUAUUUGCAUUGCCACUACGUUAUUCAGAAUUCAAAUAUGAUCAAUAUUGUACACUAGC